AACAAGCACCCACCCAAACAAACCCACAUCUCUCAUUCUUCUCAUCUACCUCCUAAAACAGAGGAACAAGAAUGGAGAAUGAAGAACUGUCGGUUCUGCAAGAACAAGAAGAAGAAGCAGCCGCAGCCGGAGCCGGGGAAAGCAGUGUAACGCACGGAGGGAGGUACGUGGAGUACAACCUUCUGGGAAACAUCUUCCAUGUAUCCUCCAAAUACGUCCCUCCCGUUCAUCCCGUCGGCCGCGGUUCGUAUGGCGUCGUCUGCUGUGCCAGAAAUGCAGAGACGAAUGAGGCGGUGGCGAUUAAGAAGAUCGGAAACGCUUUCGACAACAGUGUUGACGCCAAGAGAACCCUCCGUGAGAUCAAGCUUCUCCGCCAUAUGGAUCACGAAAACAUUAUCAAAAUUAAAGACAUAAUCCCGCCGCCGGAGAAAGACAAGUUUGACGACGUUUACAUCGUCUACGAGCUCAUGGAUACCGACCUCCACCACAUCAUUCGCUCCUCCCAGCUUCUCACCGACGACCACGCCCAGGUUUCUGAUUAUACAAUAUUAUGUGUCUACAUUUGUGUGGGAUUGAGGGGUUUGAAGUACAUCCACUCGGCAAACGUGCUCCAUCGCGACUUGAAGCCAGGGAACCUGUUGCUGGAUGCGAAUUGCGAUCUGAAGAUAUGUGAUUUCGGGCUGGCGAGGACCACGUCUGAGUCCGAUUUCAUGACGGAGUACGUCGUCACGCGGUGGUACAGGGCGCCUGAGCUCUUGCUCAAUUGCUCCGGCUACACCGCCGCGAUCGACAUUUGGUCCGUCGGUUGCAUUUUCUUGGAGAUUGUUCAAAGAGAGCCGCUUUUUCCUGGCAAGGACUACGUUCAGCAGUUGGGUCUUAUUACCCAGCUACUGGGUUCACCGGAAGAUUCUGAUUUGGGAUUCUUGAGAAGCGACAACGCAAGGAAGUAUGUGAAGCAGUUGCCGCAUUUCCCUAAGCAACCCUUUGUGGAGAAGUUCCCAGAUGUUUCGCCAUUAGCGCUGGAUCUCGCGGAGAAAAUGCUCGUCUUUGAUCCCAGCAAGCGCAUAACUGUGGAGGAAGCGUUGAAUCAUCCGUAUCUGUCGAGUCUCCAUGAGAUCAACGAGGAACCAACCUGUUCAAGUCCGUUCGUCUUCGAUUUCGAGCAGGCUUGUUUGAGUGAGGACGACAUAAAGGAGCUUAUUUAUUUGGAGUCUCUGAAUUUCAUGUCUACCGAUGAAGACGCUAUGGACUUGAGUAAUUGACGCCCUGAAUUUCAUUGUUUCCCGAUUGUUCAUUUCCGGUUUGUGCUCAUUAUUGGUGAUGACAGCAUUGACAGGACUUAAUUUUUGCUGGUUAUUGUUCCGAAAAAGGAAAACAGAGAGAAUGGAUAUCUCGGAAGAGGAGAUGGGGGAUCUUCUCUUUGAGCAGCUUUCCCACUAAGCUAGGGAAAAUUUUGAUCCUUUUUUGUUUGGUUAUAAAUUUGUUGAUGGCGGGAAUUGAAUCUGUCAUGAACAGAGGGUUUUGGUUAUCCUGAGCCCCUUCAAUGUAUAAAUUGAUUUGCUUCGUUGAUUUGAAAAAUGAGGAUUUUGGCAUGACUUGAAUUUUGGAAAAUCAUGUAUAUAUGAUGAAUUUGGUG
Molecule: messenger RNA, 1636 nt
Organism: Linum tenue
Lineage: Eukaryota; Viridiplantae; Streptophyta; Magnoliopsida; Malpighiales; Linaceae
Source: the annotation of a GenBank genome assembly